Molecule: messenger RNA, 468 nt
Organism: Ostreobium quekettii
Lineage: Eukaryota; Viridiplantae; Chlorophyta; Ulvophyceae; Bryopsidales; Ostreobiaceae
Source: the annotation of a GenBank genome assembly
AUGGCGCAGGAGCCCGAGAAGGUCGCCGCGGAGCAGGGCGCAAAUGCUGCCGGAGAGAGCGGGGACAAGAAGGACGAGCACGCCGCGCGCAUCCAGGUCUCCCUGGGCAAGAAGCCGCUGUUCUUUUACGUGAAUUUGGCCAAGAAGCUGAUGCAGCAGCACGGGGAGGUGCAGCUGUCGGCGCUGGGGUUCGCGAUGUCGAACAUGGUGUCGGUGGCGGAGAUUCUGAAGAAGGAGAAGCUGGCCGUGGAGAAGCGGCUGACCACGAGCAUCGACACGCUGAGCGACCAGGGCCGCCCACGCCCCGUGCGCAAGCCCAAGAUGGAGAUCGUGCUGGUGAAGAGCGACACCUUCGACGAGAUCAUGGCCGCGGAGAAGGCCGCCGCGGACAAGGCGGCAGCCGAGGAGGCCGCCAAGGAGGGGGCGGACAAGAAGGCCGCCGAUGGGGCCGCCAAGGCCGAGAGCUGA